Molecule: messenger RNA, 940 nt
Organism: Galleria mellonella (greater wax moth)
Lineage: Eukaryota; Metazoa; Arthropoda; Insecta; Lepidoptera; Pyralidae
Gene: GSTz2
Product: probable maleylacetoacetate isomerase 1
Exons: 5
Coding region: 191-853 (220 amino acids)
Biological process (GO): glutathione metabolic process; L-phenylalanine catabolic process
Cellular component (GO): mitochondrion; cytoplasm
Molecular function (GO): maleylacetoacetate isomerase activity; glutathione transferase activity
Source: RefSeq, a predicted model, not a curated record
AUAAACACCUACUCUGUGAUUUGCAUAUCAGUAAGAACAUUGUGUUACUAUUGACAUAAUUUAAUCUAAAAACAUUUCAAUAAGAACAUCAAAUUUUAAGUUUAUCUAGUUUAUUCAUUAUCAUUUCAAGAUUUUUUUAAUAAUGGGAGCGGAAAAGCUGCGGGUAAAGACUAAUAAAUCAUAUACCUAAAUGACACCUUUUGUAACUACCUCCAAGGGUGAGAGUCGCGCAAUCCUCUACGGCUUCUGGUCAUCUUCUUGUUCAUGGCGAGUACGUGCUGGUUUAAACCUAAAAAGCAUUGUAUUCGAAGAACGGAACAUUGAUAUCGUAAAGGAGCAAUCUCAACUCACCGACAAAUAUAAGAACAUCAAUCCUUCACAGAAAGUACCAGCCCUGAUUAUUGAUGGACAAACUUUAGUGGAAUCGAUGGCAAUACUUCAAUAUCUGGAAGAUACACGUCCCGAACCUCGCUUGACACCCAAUGAUCCAUUGCAGAAAGCGCGUAUGAGAGAAAUAUGUGAGACAAUAGUGUCUGGUAUCCAACCACUACAGAACAUUGGACUCAAGUCCCAUUUUACAACGGAAUAUCAAUACCAACAGUUUACAAAAUACUGGUGCGACCGAGGGCUGCAGACUCUAGAAAAUCUUCUCCAGAAAACUACUGGCUUGUAUUGUGUUGGAGACCAAAUUACUAUGGCUGACCUAUGCCUUGUUCCUCAGUUAUUUAAUGCAACAACUAGGUUAGAGUUGAGUCUAGACAAAUAUCCUACCUUGUCAAGAUUAUAUAAAAAUCUACUCAAAGAAAAAGUGUUCGAAGAAACUCAUCCAAAAGCCGUCAGGCCAAAACCGUAAUUUCUACAGCAAAUUACCUAGAUAUGACACUUUGUAAAUUGUUAUUGUAUUAAUAUUAUCAUAAAUAUAUACUCGUACAUUAUCUUA